This is a messenger RNA of Salvelinus namaycush (lake trout), 1626 nucleotides long. RefSeq names its product calcium signal-modulating cyclophilin ligand-like. Lineage: Eukaryota; Metazoa; Chordata; Actinopteri; Salmoniformes; Salmonidae. Gene Ontology annotation, biological process: tail-anchored membrane protein insertion into ER membrane. Gene Ontology annotation, cellular component: GET complex. The transcript is spliced from 4 exons. The record is from RefSeq and is a predicted model, not a curated record. Bases 125 to 1027 code for a protein of 300 amino acids.
GACAAUACAGGCAGGCCCCAUUCUGUUGUAUCCAGCUGCAGUAAAGUGCAACAAUCUAAGAAUUUGUCUACACGAUCAGAAUAUUGUGUCUUGUAUAUGAAAUAAUCGUAAUAUUUCUGAAACCAUGCAGUGUCCAGAUGACACUAGUCUAAAUACACCAGAAGAGAAAACCUGUCUUUCUUCUGCGCAAAGAAGAGCAGAAAUUCGGAGACGAAAAUUGCUCAUGAAUUCCGAAGACAGAAUGAACAGAAUUGUGGGUUUCACCAAAGCUGAAGCUGAAAACAACGGAGCGUCCAGAAGUGUUACGGCACCCGUGUUCCAUCUGGACUUGGACAGGAGCAACUCGUGGUCAACAUACCCCUCCCCCACACUGUCUCCAUUCCUCCCAGAGGCAGUAGGCAGCAGCCACCCCCACAGUGAUCUCUCAGAGAGGAGAGGGUAUCCCCUGCCAGACACCAGCGAGGUGCUGGGUGGCGGUGUGGACAAGGACGUGACACCGGGCGUCCGUCAGAGGCCACGCGGAGAGGCCCAGCUGGCGGCCGAUGAGCCCAGCCGCUCUGGAUCCCCACGCAGAGGGCUGCAGAAGUACCUGUCCCGCUUUGAUGACGCCAUGAAGCUCCGAGGCCAACUGGCCAAUGAGAAACAAGCCCAGGAUGCAGCCGGCUCAGACCCAGAUGAGUUGGACUCCUUCAGGCUCUUCAGGCUUGUCGGCAGUGUCCUCCUUGCUCUCUUUGUCAGGGUUUUUGUCUGCAAGUAUCUGUCCAUAUUCGCACCAUUCCUCACCCUCGAACUGGCCUACAUGGGGUUGUACAAAUAUUUUCCAAAGGUUGAGAAGAAGAUGCAAACCACAGUGCUGACUGCCGCGCUCCUGUUGUCUGGUAUCCCUGCGGAGGUCAUCAACCGCUCCAUGGACACCUACAAGAAGAUGGGCGACGUCUUCGCUGACCUCUGUGUCUACUUCUUUACAUUCAUCCUCAGUCACGAGAUCCUGCUGUUGGUUGGUCCAGAAGAGGCUGAGACUCCCUGAUGGACAGGAAGUCCCUGUGCUAUGGCGGUGUCACAGAGGUGGACAUUAUGCUGACCCCCUGAUACUGAUCCUUUACCUUACCUCCUUCUCCACACCAUUUCCCCUCCCGAAUCAGUAGAACCCAUAGGGGAGAGGGGGUCGAAGUGCAAUGUCCGCAGGUAGAUAAGGGAAGAAGACAGAAAUAACAGGUUGAACAAGGUAACAUAACAUUCAUUUGUGUUCUGACCCUCGACUACAUCUUGUCGAUAGGAGCUGCUUUAAGUUACCAUUUAUUUUGCUCUCUACAGUGUUUAUAUAAGGGGUCCAGUUACUUCGCAAUUUUUGUUUUGUUUCUGGUGAAUUGAUUUAUCUCAUUUGGAAGACAGGAGAUGCAUUUGUCAUUCAGGGUUUUCUGAAUAUUGCCUAUGAUUUUUUCACCCUUGUAUGCUUAAAGACAUGGUUGACUUUAUCUGUACAUGUCUAAACUCUUAUUACAUUUACCUUUUAAUCUGGGCUAGGAGAAGGAUAGGGCUCCCGAGUGGCUCAGCGGUCUAAGGCACUGCAUCUCAGUGCUAGAGGCGUCAUUACAAACCCUGGUUCGAUCCUGGGCUGUAUCACAA